Messenger RNA from Colletotrichum higginsianum IMI 349063, 939 nucleotides. Its product is annotated as Aldo/keto reductase. Gene Ontology annotation, molecular function: aldose reductase (NADPH) activity; oxidoreductase activity, acting on NAD(P)H as acceptor. Lineage: Eukaryota; Fungi; Ascomycota; Sordariomycetes; Glomerellales; Glomerellaceae. The record is from RefSeq and is a predicted model, not a curated record. Gene Ontology annotation, cellular component: cytosol. Bases 1 to 939 code for a protein of 312 amino acids. The transcript is spliced from 3 exons.
AUGAACUCGAUCCUGUCCACCUUCACGCCCGAUGCUUCGGGAACACCGCCCAAGCAGACGGAUUACAUCCCCUGGCUGACGCUCAACGAUGGCAACAAGAUUCCAAUGCUCGCCUACGGCCUGGGUACGGCCAAUUACAAAUCUGGCGGCGCAAGCUUUGAUGAUAAAAUCGUCGAUUACACAGUCCAGGCCAUCAAAGUCGGAUACCGUCAUCUUGAUGGCGCCGAAGUCUACGGAAACGAAGAAGAGCUCGGCGCGGCUAUCAAGAAGGCCGGCGUACCCAGAGAGAAGCUGUUCGUCACCACUAAGAUCAGCGGAACCAAGAAGCAGGAUACCGAAGAAUCCUUCAAGCGUUCUUUGGAGAAACUCGGUCUUGAGUACGUGGAUCUCUACCUCAUCCAUGCACCCUUCUUCGCCGACUCGGACGAGGAGCUCCAGCAGAAAUGGGCAGAUCUCGAGGCCAUUAAGGAAUCCGGCCGGGCCAAGUCCAUCGGCGUCAGCAACUUCCUCCAACCCCACCUCGAGGCCAUCUUGAAGACGGCCAAGAUCCCUCCUGCCAUCAACCAGAUCGAGUUUCACCCUCAUCUGCAGCAUGGCGACCUGCUGGAUUUCCACCGCAAGAACAGGAUUGCCGUCUCUGUCUAUGGCCCCCUGACCGCCAUCACUUCCGACGUCGAAUCUUCCGUCAGGACCAUCUAUGCCAACUUGUCCAAAAAGUAUGGCGUGAGCGAUUCCAUCAUCGCACUUCGAUGGUGCAUCGACCAAGGUCUGAUCACCAUCACCACCUCUUCCAAGGAAGAAAGGCUCCAGAGUUAUAUGAACCACCUGCCCGCCAUUAAGCUCACGCCACGGGAGGUGAAUGAGAUUGCAAAGGCUGGCGAGACCAAGCAUUUCCGUCGGUUCUGGAAGAAUAAGUUCGACCCCAACGAUAGGAGCUGA